Messenger RNA from Corylus avellana, 3200 nucleotides. It is a transcript of the gene BAM7, whose product is annotated as beta-amylase 7. The record is from RefSeq and is a predicted model, not a curated record. Gene Ontology annotation, biological process: polysaccharide catabolic process. Lineage: Eukaryota; Viridiplantae; Streptophyta; Magnoliopsida; Fagales; Betulaceae. Gene Ontology annotation, molecular function: beta-amylase activity.
UAUACACACGCCUCGUUCGUGCCAAACCCUAACCUCACACACUCGCACCGAGACACGCUCGCCUCUGCGCACACACGCGCGAAACCCCAGGCCUCGCAUGCUCGCACGCUUUCUCACGCUCUCUCUCUCUCUCUCUCUCUCACCGGCCGGACUUCACCACUGUGCUCGCCGGAGAAUCCCACGCCUUUCUCGUCGCCUCCUUCGGUUCCGCUCUCGACGGUUAUCCGGUGGCUCGCCGUGACACCGCGCCGGACGCCGGUCGCCGGAGUUUCGGCUUUCUAGUCGCCGAAUUCUGAUUAAUUUUAGUAUUUGGAGUGAAGAACGUGGAUCUGGAAGAGAGCGUUGUUUGAGCUCUGAUUGAGGACUACAAGGUGGAAUUCUUGGAGGAAUUGGAGAAUUAGAGGCUGCUUGUAGCAUCAUUUCUUGGAUGGAAAUUGAUUAUCCGUUUUCACGUUGACAUAAGAAGUUUUCUUUUGUAGUCUGAGAUAUGAUUUCUGAAGUUCCCGGUUGUUGCCAGAAAACUUCAGAAUCUGCCUGGCACGAAGUCCAGAUUAUUUUGCUGCAGUUUUGAACUAUGUCAGUUAUUUCAUCAAUAAUGUGAAAACUUGAGCAGCAAUGGAGGGUUUGUAGUAGAAAUAUUAAUAUAUAUUCUGGUGGGGGAUAGAGAAUUGGUGGAGGAGUUUAUGGCAACUGAGCUGCAUAAAUUGAUUGGAACAAGUGAAGAAGACGAUGACGAAGAUAUGGAGAUGGAUGUAAAAGAAGAGGAUGAUGACGAUGAAGAAAAUGGACAAAAACAUAUUGCUGCACCGGUGAUGGUAGGGGUUGGAGGGAUGGCAACCAGUAGUAGUAAUAGCCAGUUUCAACAACACCACCAACAAGAGCUAGUGAGCACCCCAGGUGGAAGCACUCGGAGGUGUAGGCCACUGGAAGAGAAAGAGAGAACCAAGCUAAGAGAGCGGCAUAGGAGGGCGAUUACUGCAAGGAUCUUGGCUGGGCUUCGGAGGCAUGGUAACUAUAAUCUUAGAGUUCGGGCUGAUAUCAAUGAUGUAAUUUCGGCUCUGGCAAGGGAAGCUGGUUGGGUUGUUCUUCCAGAUGGAACCACAUUUCCUUCAAGAUCUCAGGCCCAAAGGCCUGCGGGUGGCACUCCUGCUGUGGUGACUUCAUCAUCUUCCCAUAUGGUGUCACAACAAUCUCCACCUGCUUCCCUUAGAGGAGUUACUUCUGGCUACCAGAGCUCAGUGGAAUACAACGCAGGUCGUAUGAAAAGCAUUUAUAUGCCUGGUUCAUCAACUUAUGAUCUAUCUUCCAGUGUCCGAUCUCAAACUUCACCCUUGGUGGGAGAUGGUGGAGAACAUACUGAGAGCCAUCCUCUUGUUGGUAGCUCCAUGAAUGCAGUUGGUGACAAGCAGAUUCUUGACCAGCCCCAAAAGUUACUUGAACGCGAUUUUGCUGGAACCUCUAAUGUUCCGGUUUAUGUGAUGCUACCGUUGGGUGUCAUUAAUAUGAAGUGCGAGCUAGUCGAUCCAGAUGGUCUACUAAAGCAGCUAAGAGUUUUGAAAUCAGUUAAUAUUGAUGGUGUCAAGGUUGAUUGCUGGUGGGGAAUAGUAGAGGCACAUGUUCCUCAGGAGUAUAACUGGAAUGGUUACAAGAGGCUCUUUCAGAUGGUGCGUGAGCUUAAGUUUAAGCUACAGGUCGUGAUGUCAUUUCAUGAAUGUGGGGGCAAUGUAGGUGAUGAUGUUUGUAUUCCAUUGCCCCAUUGGGUGGCAGAAAUUGGUCGAAGCAAUCCUGACAUAUUUUUCACUGAUAAAGAGGGAAGACGGAAUCCUGAAUGUCUCUCGUGGGGAAUAGACAAGGAACGGGUUUUAAGGGGACGGACUGCUAUUGAGGUUUACUUUGAUUACAUGAGAAGCUUCCGGGUAGAAUUUAAUGAGUUCUUUGAGGAUGACACCAUUUCCAUGAUUGAAGUUGGACUAGGACCAUGUGGGGAGCUACGUUACCCAUCUUGUCCUGUAAAGCAUGGUUGGAGAUAUCCUGGCAUUGGUGAAUUCCAGUGUUAUGACCGGUAUUUGUUGAGAAGUCUGAGGAAGGCCGCAGAAGCUAGGGGACACUCCUUAUGGGCAAGAGGACCAGAUAAUGCCGGUUCCUAUAAUUCCCGGCCUCAUGAAACGGGUUUCUUUUGUGAUGGAGGUGAUUAUGAUGGCUACUAUGGAAGGUUCUUCCUUAAAUGGUAUUCUCAGGUUUUAGUUGAUCAUGGUGAUCGAGUGCUUUAUCUGGCAAAGUUAGCUUUUGAACGGAACCGUAUUGCUGCAAAGCUACCAAGUAUUCACUGGUGGUACAAGACAGCCAAUCAUGCUGCUGAAUUAACUGCUGGGUUCUAUAACUCUUGCAAUCGUGAUGGUUAUGCUACAAUUGCAGCAAUGAUAAAGAAGCAUGGAGCUGCUUUAAAUUUCACUUGUGCUGAGGUACAAAUGUUAGACCAGCAUGGGGACUUCUCAGAGGCACUGGCAGAUCCUGAGGGUUUAGUCUGGCAAGUAAGCAUCACUGUGCUGAAUGCUGCAUGGGAUGUUGGCAUACCAAUUGCUAGUGAAAAUGCACUUCCUUGUCAUGACAGAGUAGGCUACAACAAGCUAUUAGAUAACGCCAAGCCCAUGAAUGAUCUAGAUGGGAGGCAUUUUUUGUCUUUUACCUACCUUCGGCUUAGUCCACUUCUUAUGGAAAGUCAAAACUUCAUGGAAUUUGAACGCUUUGUCAAGAGAAUGCACGGGGAAGCAGUUCUUGAUCUCCAGGUAUAGUGGGAUGACAGAAGUCUCUCCAGGAUGUGUAUUAUUUAUCUCUCCACACCCCCCCUCACCCCAAAAAAAAAAAGUGUUGGGGGUUACUGUGUUGCAGGUUAGGGGAAUAGUAUUUUUAGUUGCUAUUAUCUAUACUAGGUAAUUGACAACUAGGUCGGGCUAUUUUUUAAUCAAAGCACAGCCAAUAUGUAAAAGUAAUUUAUACCUAGAUUUAGCAUUAUCCUUUUGAAUGCAUGAAGCAGAAUCUUCGUCAGUGUAUUAAAUUAUUGUUCCACCCUAAGGGUUCACCUAGAGUAGCUUGGUGAAAAUAUUUUGUUGUGGUCAUAAUGUGCUACAUAGCACAGGUGAUGUUUAUUAACCCAACUACAUAGUCAUAUAUCAAUUGGCAGAUACAGCUUGUGCUUUCUA